AUGGGACUUGACAGAUUUAAGGCCAGCCACCUAAUAUUGGCUAAGGCUAUAGGCGUUCGCCUGAUGUUCCUUUUGCACUGCCUCCUAGCCGUAUCUAGGGUAUCAAUGAUUCUAAAUGAAUCGAAGUUUUGGAUUUAUUCCUUGGGAUUUUUACCCGGGAUCCUAGAGGGUAUCCAUGCAGUAUACUUCAGAAAAGGUCUGGAGCACAAGUGGAUCUCUCUUGGUACGCUCUUGUUUAUUUGUCUGGAUAUCGUACCUAUCUGGAUUAUGGAACUGGAUCGGGCAGACAGGUUGCUUUCCAAAAGAUCCGGAACCAGCAGCAUUAAAAUCUCAUCAAAGAACUCGACAAACGGGACAUAUGUGACAACAACUGCAAUGGAGACCAACAGAAAUGAGCCUUUUUAUGGAGACUUUAUACAGUUGGAUAAUGACGUUUUCGUCUUCGCCAUCGAGCAGAGCUUUCUACUCGUCAUGAUCAUUGGGAGAUGGACACUUCCGAAAGGUCAAAUGUCACGUGACAAGCUGUCCAACUUGCUGCUGGUGUUGAUUGGUAAAGCUUGUGACAUGACUGACUUUUUCACGUUGUUCUCACACAAAGCUGUGGUUGAGGACAGAAGUUUUACUUUUGUAGUCCUGGUGGUGUGGAGUAUAAGUGUUUUCCAGUUCCCAAUCUCCUUCACAGAAUACAGGGAUGAGAAUCUCGUCAUUACUGUUCACCGAGACAAACGGUAUAUGCAGAUUAUAGUUAAAACACUGAAUGUAUGCCUCAAAACAGAAAUCUGGAGCAUUGUAGCCUCUAUCCUAAUGCAAGAGUUUCCGUUCUUAGUGUGCCGUUCGUACGCUGUCGGGUCUUUGGGAAUUGUUGACGACACAAUUAUAUUUUUUCUUUUUAAAAACUCGCUGAUAAUAACAAUGUACAUGUAUCGACUGGUGUCUUUGUGUUUGGAGACUGGUCCUUCCGAAGAAAUAAAAGCUGCACUUAUGGAAGUAGACACGGUGUCCUUGGAUGACGUAGAGAACAAGAAGGAUACACUUUGUAUGACGUCAGAAAAACAGACAGUCGUCACUUUGACAGAUUUACAUGAAGACAAGGAAUUAAGAAACUUUCAUUUAAAACAAAAGAAACUUGAUGAAAUCAACUCUAAACAGAAAUUUAAAGUUCUUAACAAAUCAGGGAAUUGCAAACGGACAAACAAGAAGUCCAAAGUCACCCCAGAGAACCCACGGAAUUACAGAAAGACAUGGCAUCAUUUGAGAAGACGGAGCUCACUUUAAAGGUCCAGUGCUCAUCAAUUUAAACAAGAGGCCCAUGGGAUACAUCACUCACCUGAGCACUAAGGCUAGGAAAAAAGCAAAAAUCAGUUCAGUAUUGAAAAGCUUAAAUGCAUAAGUGGCCCUUACCUACCCCUAUAAAAGGGGGGGGGGGGUUAUGAUUUGAACAAAAUUGAAUCUACACUAACU
Molecule: messenger RNA, 1461 nt
Organism: Saccostrea echinata
Lineage: Eukaryota; Metazoa; Mollusca; Bivalvia; Ostreida; Ostreidae
Product: transmembrane protein 26-like
Exons: 3
Coding region: 1-1275 (424 amino acids)
Source: RefSeq, a predicted model, not a curated record